AUGGCGAUAUUCAAACCCAGUAUACCAGGAACUGCCCAACACUUUCUGGAGUGCGACACUGAAGACUGUGAGACAAACUGUGAAUUUUAUUGCAAUUCUUGCCAUCAACGGAUGUGUAAUCAAUGCAGAAACCAACAUCUGAAAGGUGCAGAAAACAAGAACCAUCACGUUGUUCUAUACCAACAACGCAAACGACGACUUCCGGUGGAGAAAUGCAAGAUUCAUCAGACAAAGAAAAUAAAUAUUCUCUGUGUUGAAUGCAAUAUUCCUUUAUGUUCUAAGUGUACGACAGUGCAAGAUCACAGAGGCCAUAAAUUCGUUGGUUUAGAGACAAUUUAUGCAGAAAAGUUUACACUAUGCCAAGAGAGAAUCUAUAAAAUCCAUGAAUAUUUUCUACCUACGUCACAAGAUCUACAAAGAGAAAUUAAACGGGAUGAAACAGAAAUAAAGAAGAUCAUGGAGAGCAUACGGACAUCAAUGAAGGUUGAAGCUGAGUCUCUCAAAAACACGGUCGAUAAAGUAUUGGCUGAAAAUACAGAAAUACUAAACAAAAUAGAGUAUACAAUGAAUGAAAAAUUAAAGAACCAGGGCCAGAUGUUUACAGAUUACAUGAACUAUCUCAAUGACCUUGUCAAAAAAUUUCAAGGAUUCCUUUCCUCAACAGAGCUCACAAUUUUAAUUCCAGAAAUUUCAGAAGAGAAUCUGAAAAUCAGAAAUAUACCAGAGACAUCAAAACCAGCAAUUCCAGUAUUUACUGCUGGUCAAUACAGCAAAGAUGAUGUUUCUAAAUUGUUUGGUAAAAUAAGUGUUAAAGAGGCAAGGGAAGAGAUGAGAAAAAUAAAGCCGAUGGAAGGUUUUCCAUCCUCAGCGUCUGCGAAAUCUACAAGAAAACAGUCAGAACAAGACAGAUAUAUGAAGUCUGAUGUGACAAAAACAAUUUCCCUUUCUUCCUGUGUCACUAAAGUCAGGGAAUUCAAUUUACUAGGCGUAUGUAGUGCCUGCCAUAUAUCAUUAGAUCAAUCAGGCAGACUCUGGGUCAGUGACUAUAGUGGCAAUCUUGUCCAAACAGACCGAGAGGGUAAUCAGUUACAGAGGGUAAGAACUAGUGGUGGACAUGGUUACCACACUGUCACAGAGGAGGGGGAUCUAAUCUUUACAGACCAAACCAACAAGCUUAUUAAAAGAAUAGAAAUGAAUAACAAAAUAUCAACAUUUUUUACAACAGGAGAUUGGAAACCAGUUAGCAUAUACUUCUCACACAUCAAUGGGGACAUACUGGUGGGGAUGAUAAACUAUGGCAAAGAAGAGGCUAAAGUAGCCAGGUACAAUAAAGCAGGAACAGAAACACAAAACAUACAGAGGGAUGACAAAGGUCAGAAACUGUUCAGUGAACCACGGUGCAUCACAGAAAACAUCAAUGGAGACAUUUGUAUAUCAGAUUAUCCUAAAGAGGCAGUCGUAGUGGUGAAUAAAUCAGGACAACAUAGAUUCUCAUACACAGGUCAAGAGUCAAGUAUCUGGCCCUACGGAAUCUGUACUGAUAUCCUGGGUCAUAUCCUUGUGUGUGAUGGAUUCAGUAAUAGAGUUCACCUCCUUGACCAGGAUGGUCAGUUUUUGUCUUAUCUUCUCUCAAAACAACAAAGAGUAGAAUCUCCCCGUAGUGUAUGUGCAGAUGAUGACAAUAAUGUUUACGUAGGGCAGCUCACUAACACUGUGAAAGUGUUUAAGUAUCUCCAGUAGCCCUUACUCUGUCAGAAAAACACAGCUUAGAGGAACUUUGAACAAAGAACCAAUUACAGUCCAGACAACAAUCUAUUUUGACUGCUACCUAAGUCUUCCAAUCAGUUGUAUAAAAUAUUUUUUUAAAUAUAAACAGAAAAGUGAGGUUUCGUCUAUCGCCGCACGACAACAACGUAACUGACGUCUUCAUGACGAAACUUUUGGCAAUCAUUUUCAGUUCAUCCACAAAUCUAUACACAUUUUCUUUAUUCUACACUGCCAACUUUAAAUAUUUUUUUUUUUAUGCCGCUGUGCGUAAAUCUAACUUAGCGUCAGAUUUAAGAGUAAGUUACGUUAAAGGUUGGAUGGUCCUCCACGCACUUCUUCCUUGCGUCUGUGUAUUCUUGAAACUUUCAUUUACAAAAGUAUUUUAUGCAUUUUCUUUUCUUUACAAAGCAGUGGCGGA
This is a messenger RNA of Saccostrea echinata, 2185 nucleotides long. RefSeq lists its product as uncharacterized. Gene Ontology annotation, cellular component: nucleoplasm; chromatin. Gene Ontology annotation, molecular function: ubiquitin-protein transferase activity; zinc ion binding. Lineage: Eukaryota; Metazoa; Mollusca; Bivalvia; Ostreida; Ostreidae. Bases 1 to 1740 code for a protein of 579 amino acids. Gene Ontology annotation, biological process: positive regulation of DNA-templated transcription. The record is from RefSeq and is a predicted model, not a curated record. The transcript has a single exon.